Molecule: messenger RNA, 1473 nt
Organism: Caenorhabditis bovis
Lineage: Eukaryota; Metazoa; Nematoda; Chromadorea; Rhabditida; Rhabditidae
Source: the annotation of a GenBank genome assembly
AUGUUUGUUCUACUCGCAACUCUAUUCAUUGUCUCAUAUAUUCUUUAUUUUUAUUGGAAGGUUUCACAAUACCCCAAAGGCCCAACACCAUUGCCUUUUAUUGGAAAUUUGCACCAGUUUCCCAAGGCUAAUUUUCAUAUUUUUAUCGAUGAGCUCUCUAGGAAAUAUGGACCCUGCUUUACUAUCUGGAUGCCAAGACCAAUUGUGGUCCUUGCUGACUAUGACCAUAUAAAGGAUGCUUUUAUUACGCAACCUGAUAAGUUCAUUUAUCGCGUUCAAACCCCGCCAGAAACCCUUCUGCAACCAAAAACAAACGUUGGGGUUCUAAUGGCGCACGGCGACGUUUGGAGGGUUCAAAGAAGAACAUCUCUGAAAAUUUUACGAGAUUUCGGCAUGGGCCGUCAAAUAAUGGAAGAGCAAAUCAUGCGAUCUGUUCAUGAGAUGAUCAAACACGUUGACAGCAUUCCCGACAAAUCAGCCGCUGACUUGUUUUGGCCGAUUCAAUUGUGCGUCGGCAAUGUGAUCAACGAAUCUUUAUUCGGAUAUCAUUAUUCUCACAACAACAUCGAAAAGUUUAAACAAUUCGUGACAAUCGUCGACACUCAUUUACGGCUUGUAUCGAGUAAUAAGUCUGUCUUGAUGCUGUCGACCUUCCCCUGGAUGAAACACCUACCCAUAAUGAGUGGAUUUUACAAUAAAAUUAAAAAUAACAUUACGAGUUAUCAAUCUUUCAUCGAAGAAGAAGUGGACAAGGAAGCAAAAAAAUAUGAUCCUGAAAAUGAACCAGAGAAUUUUGUUCAAGCAUAUUUGCAUCUUGCCGAAUACAACAAAGAAGAGCUUGACAUGACCAACUUGUACGCAAAUGUUCUCGAUUUUUGGUUAGCCGGCAUGGAAACCACAUCGAAUUCUUUGAGAUGGCAUAUUUUGUACAUGAUGAAGUUUCCAGAAAUUCAGGACAAGGUCCGGGAAGAAAUUCAUUCAGUUGUCGGAACUUCGGGAUAUCCCUCAAUGACCGAUAAGCCUAACUUACCUUAUACACAAGCGGUUAUCCAUGAAGUUCAAAGACAUUCUAACAUGAUUCCAUUCCUCGGAUCUCAUGUUUGCCAAGAAAAAACUUUUGUGAAAGGGAAACACUUUCCUUCUGGAACAUGGGUGUUCGCUCAGAUUUGGUCGGUAAUGCGCAAUGACCCGAUUUUCGAGAACCCCACCGACUUUCAACCAAACAGAUACUUGUUAGAGGAUGGUAAGACGUUUAACAGGGAAAUUCUUGAAAGGACAAUUCCAUUCAGCGUCGGAAAACGAUCAUGCGUCGGUGAAGGCCUCGCCAGAAUGGAACUCUUCCUGAUAUUUGCUACUUUAAUUCAAAAAUACAAAUUUGAGGCGAUCGAUGAAAUCGAUCUCAACCCAAAUUGCGGCGCAGUCCUGACAUCAAAACCUUAUAAGUGUAAAUUAACCGUUUUGGACCGAUCUUAA